AUGAUCGUACGAAUCACAGAAGAUGGUAUGCCGCAAAGUAUCAUACGCGAAAUUUCGGCCCUGCGAGCUCUGCAUAAUUUGGAUAAUCCAAAUAUUGUCAAGCUUCACGAUGUCUUUCAUGAACAGAUUGACAAAGGUGAAAUGUGUUUGAGCGUUGUGUAUGAAAAAUGCGACUGGGAUCUGUAUGAAUUCUUGCGUACCAUUCCUCGUGAUAUGGGUGAUCACCAAUGUCGACAUAUCGCUAAACAGGUAAAUAUUCUUAUAUAUAACGUCUUCUGA
Messenger RNA from Gongylonema pulchrum, 279 nucleotides. The record is from the annotation of a GenBank genome assembly. Lineage: Eukaryota; Metazoa; Nematoda; Chromadorea; Rhabditida; Gongylonematidae.